AUGACCAGUGGAGACAACCAAGCCGUUCUCGGUGAUGCAUUCGGCGACCUCGGAGUCCAGCUCGCCACUGUUACCGAUGCAAGUCAUGCAACCGUAACCGGCGUUGUAGAAACCAAGCUUCUCGAAUGGUUCGAUCAAACCGCUCAACUCAAGGUAACGGGUGACCGUCUUGGAGCCGGGAGACAGGGAUGUCUUAAUGUAGGGGGCAACCUCCAAACCGUGCUCAACAGCGUUCUUGGCCAACAUGCCGGCAGCCAGCAUCACGCUAGGGUUGCUGGUGUUAGUGCACGACGUGAUGCUCGCAAUAACAACAGAGCCGUGGUCGAGCGUGUAGUUACGGCCCUUGUACGUGAACUCACUAAGACGCGAACCGGCGUCCACAGCGUAACCCUUGCCAUCCUUAGACGUCAACAGCUCGUCGAACUUGUUCUUCACGCUGGCCACCAGGAUGUUGUCCUGGGGGCGCUUCGGACCGGCAAUCGAUGGCCGCAAGGUGCUCAAGUCGAGACGUACGGUGGAGGAGUACUUGAUACGCGUGCUGUCGCCAACACCCGCGUGAAGGCAGUUCUCCCUCGCGUACAUGUCCAACAACUCGACCUUUUCCGUAGGGCGACCCGUUUGAGUGAGGUACUCAAGGGUCAAGCCGUCGAUGGGGAAGAAACCCAUGGUCGCACCAUACUCGGGGGCCAUGUUGGCAAUGGUCGCACGGUCGGCGAGUGA
Messenger RNA from Babesia ovata, 720 nucleotides. RefSeq names its product family transcriptional regulator, putative. Lineage: Eukaryota; Apicomplexa; Aconoidasida; Piroplasmida; Babesiidae. The transcript is spliced from 2 exons. The record is from RefSeq and is a predicted model, not a curated record. The coding region runs from base 1 to 720 and encodes 239 amino acids.